CGGUGCUCUGCCCGCCGCCAUGUCGGUGGCUGCGGCUUGCCAUGCCGGCGGUAUGGUGCCGGUGCUGCCCGGGCUCUACGUGGGGGGAGCGGAGUCGUGCUCGUCCCUGGAGUCUCUGGCGGCGGCGGGGGUGGUGGCGGUGCUGACGGUAGACGCGGAGGAGCCGGCGGAUGUACCGGGGGUGCGGGCCGUGCACGUCCGGGUGAGGGACGAGCCCGGCGCCGACCUCCUGAGCCACCUGGACGAGUGCGCCGCCUUCAUCGGCGCGGCGCGGGCGGGCGGCGGAGCUGCUCUAGUCCGCUGCCAUGCCGGGGUGAGCCGCAGCGUGGCCGUGGUGACCGCCUACCUCAUGAAGACGGAGGGACUCGGCUGGGAGGAGGCCUACGCCGCCGUCAGGGCCGCCAAACCCGACGCCGAGGUGAACCCGGGUUUCCAGGGGCAGCUGAAACUCUACGAGGCCAUGGGCUGCGCCGUGGACAGCAGCAGCCCCCUCUACAAGCGGUACCGGCUGGAGAUGCUGAGGGAGAGGUACCCCGAACUUCAAGACUUGCCCCGAGAAGUCUUUGCGGUUGAUCCAACCAGUGUAUGUCAAAAUCCAAACGCAGAGGUUCUCUACAGGUGCAGGAAAUGCAGGCGCGCUCUGUUCCGUGCUUCCAGCAUUUUGUCCCACACGGAAGGAAGCGGAGCAACAGCCUUUGCCCACAAGAGGAUGACGGACACCGCGCAGCUUCGUGGUGAUGGCCGUGAAAAGUGCACCUCUUACUUCACUGAGCCCGUGCAGUGGAUGGAGCCAGCAUUGCUCGGAGUGAUGGAAGGACAGCUUCUGUGUCCCAAAUGCACAUCGAAGCUGGGCUCCUUCAGCUGGUGGGGUGAGCAGUGUUCCUGUGGCCGCUGGGUGACACCUGCCUUCCAGAUCCACAAAAGUCGAGUGGAUGAAGUGAGGACACUGCCAGUUGGUAACUUUCAAGCUGCCAAAACUUGAACUUGUCCCUUCCCUCCAUGGACUUCUUAACUUCCACAGAGAACUGCUGGCUAGUCUGUGGUUGCCAGAACCGAGUUUGUGAUUUCCACCCCUUUGUAAUGAGGUGGAACUGCUUGAACAUCUGCUCUAUUUGAGCUUUCUGUAUCUCUAAUUUAUAUAAAAUAGCAAACAAUUCCUUCAAA
Calidris pugnax (ruff) is the source of this 1164-nucleotide messenger RNA. RefSeq names its product dual specificity phosphatase 12 (gene DUSP12). Gene Ontology annotation, cellular component: nucleus. The transcript is spliced from 6 exons. The record is from RefSeq and is a predicted model, not a curated record. NCBI's taxonomy places the organism in Eukaryota, Metazoa, Chordata, Aves, Charadriiformes, Scolopacidae. The coding region runs from base 20 to 982 and encodes 320 amino acids. Gene Ontology annotation, molecular function: protein tyrosine/serine/threonine phosphatase activity. Gene Ontology annotation, biological process: protein dephosphorylation.